This is a messenger RNA of Drosophila sechellia, 2646 nucleotides long. It is a transcript of the gene fl(2)d, whose product is annotated as Pre-mRNA-splicing regulator female-lethal(2)D. Gene Ontology annotation, biological process: mRNA modification; regulation of alternative mRNA splicing, via spliceosome. The transcript is spliced from 4 exons. The coding region runs from base 871 to 2109 and encodes 412 amino acids. Gene Ontology annotation, cellular component: nucleus. NCBI's taxonomy places the organism in Eukaryota, Metazoa, Arthropoda, Insecta, Diptera, Drosophilidae. The record is from RefSeq and is a predicted model, not a curated record.
ACAUGUGUGUGUGAGUGUGUAUAUUCACAAUUGUUAAGCUUACUUUAUUGAUUUUUAAACGCUUAAUUGGCCGCCAAUCAAUCAAUUAACAUGCAAUGUGGGACACACGCACAUGCACACAUUUGUUUGCCCCGAUCAAAUAAUAUAUAUAUAUAUAUAUAAAUAUAAAAUAAUUGCUCGGCUAAGUAAAUACAAAUACGAAGUUAUUUAUGUACGUGUUUGCACAACAAAUACAACAAAAAAUGCAAAGUCAAUAAACUUUUUGUAUGACAAAAGAGUGUUCGAAAAUGCCGCAAAAAAGAGAGAAGGGGAAAAGCUUUUGAAAUCCAUGCAUACAUACAUACAUGCAUAGGCAUACGAAAAAGCUUCCGAAAGCCCAUUGUGUGUGCGUCGAGUUUUUUGCAAGUGUUUUUCAAAAAUAUUUUCAGUUUUGCCACAAAAAAUAUGUAUACCAAUCAGUCGUCGUUGUUUUCCACAGUGUAUGCAAGUUCGAAAAUGCCGCGAAGAUUCAAAUUCAAUCGCCAAUCAAGUUCGAUGCAAAUGCAUAAGCAAAAGCAAAAGCAAGAAAUCAAAAUGCAAAUAAUGGCAGGUGUUCAAGUUAUUCAAGUGCCAAUGAUAAUGCCAGAGAUAACGAAGCAAUCGAAAUCGAAAUCCAAACCGCAAGCGAAUUCGAUACCGACAUCGAUAUCGUGCCCAAGUUCAAGUGGUUCAAGUUGUGACCCUCGCAUCGAAUCAAAAUCUAAAUCAAUAUCAUUAUCAGCCAGAGAUUGACGACGGGAUGCGGCCUUUUCCACCGACCAUGUCACGAACUUACACGAAUGAUUGCAACGCAUUGAUGAGAUCGAGAAUCUCAAGCUGGAACAGGUCCGCAUGGCUCAGCAAUGCGCGGACGCCCAGCGACGCGAGAAGAUCCUCAUGCGACGGCUGGCCAACAAGGAGCAGGAAUUCCAGGACUAUGUGAGCCAAAUUGCCGAGUACAAGGCCCAACAGGCGCCGACUGCCCUGGCAUUGCGCACUGCUCUCCUCGAUCCAGCGGUCAAUCUCCUGUUCGAGCGGCUAAAGAAGGAACUUAAGGCCACCAAGGCCAAGCUGGAGGAGACCCAGAACGAGCUGUCCGCCUGGAAGUUCACGCCAGACUCUAAUACCGGCAAACGCCUAAUGGCCAAGUGCCGACUGCUCUAUCAGGAGAACGAGGAGCUGGGCAAGAUGACCUCCAACGGCAGGCUGGCCAAGCUGGAGACCGAACUGGCCAUGCAGAAGAGCUUUAGCGAAGAGGUCAAGAAAUCGCAGUCAGAGUUGGACGACUUCCUGCAGGAGCUGGACGAGGAUGUGGAGGGCAUGCAGAGCACCAUUCUGUUUUUGCAGCAAGAACUAAAGACCACGCGCGAUCGCAUACAAGCGCUUGAGAAGGAGAACGCCCAGUUGAAACAGGCCAUCAAGGAUGAGGUUGUGGCUCCAGCGGCUGCCACCAAUGGCGGCACCAACAAGACGAUAAACAAGCUAGAGACCAUUCAUGAGGACGCUUGCAUGGCGAAUAACCCAACGAAUCCGGAUUGUUACAAUGGCAAUACCAACAACGAACAGAUCGCGGCCGUGCCACAGAUACCACCAGCGGAUGAUGGCAGCAAUAUGAACGGAAAUGCAGCGCGAUUAGCGCGCAAGCGAAACUACCAAGAGGAGGAGACUCCUCCAACGGUAGUGGUGGUGCCGACUCCCACUCCAGUAGGAAAUAACGUCCAGGAAGCACCUCCCAUCAGGGAAGUUACCGCCCCACGUACUCUGCCGCCCAAAAAGUCCAAGCUGCGAGGCAUUACCACGCGUCGCAACUCCCAGCUGGAGGAGGAUCAUCAGCCCGUGACAAAGCCAGUGGCCGUCCCCAUGAUCGUGGACAACGCUGUGGCCGGAAUGGCGAGCGAAGAGGCUGCUGCAGCCGCUGCGGCGGUUAAUAACAGCAAUACGGGAGUACUACCGGAAACGGGAGUGCCAGUGGGUGUCCCAGUUGAGGGCGGCGAUCCAGCUGCUCAGGCGGCACCGGGCCGCAUCCUGACCCGUCGUCGGUCCGUCCGCAUGCAGCAGAACGGCAGCGGAGCAGUCGACUACUCCACCUAAGCGCUGGCGAACCUUUUUCCAAAAAAGGGUGCACUCCAUAUGAGUUCGUCAAAUUGAUCGUUAAUUCCUGACGUUUACUUUUGUGAAUUGAGAUUUCAAAACAGAGAGAGACUUCAUUUUAUAUUUCUAACCUAUCUUUUAGAUUCUUUAAUUUUUUUACACAUUGUCUUGUAAAAUACGUUUAUUAUUUCGUUUGCAAGCGGCGUAGACAUACAUAAUUCGCGAAUUAUUUGGAAGUCACUGCUUUACAUACGAAAUGCAUUAUGUAGAACUGUGUACCAGUUCAGCACAUAUAUUUACAAUAAUACGAUCGAGCUAAAUGAUAAUGCGAAAAACUGAUACACUAUUUAUGUUUUUUAAACCACGGCAUCUACUGAUAAGCUGAAAAGAAAGUUUGGUCAAAAAAAAACUUGUCAUUUAGCCUAAUUAGGUUUUAAUUAUCAACUUAAGGCAUUUUUGUAAUACUAUGAAAGUUGUGUAAAAUACUAUAAACUUGUGUUAAAAUAAAUUGUUAGGCAUAACAAAUAUUUCAAAAAA